AUGUUUAGUUAUCCUGCACUCUUGAAUUUUGAACGGUGCUUCAAAAGGAAAUCCUGUGCUUCAAAAGGAAAUCCUGGUCCAGCUGGUGCUGGAGCUGUGCUGCGUGCUGCAGAGGGAGCAUGGUAUGCUGUCUGCCGGCUUCGUGAGGGAUUGGGCACUGCAACAAAUAAUGUUGCUGAAUAUCGAGCUGUAAUAUUAGGACUGAAGCAUGCACUUAGGAAAGGGUUCAAAAAUAUCCGUGUCCAAGGAGAUUCAAAUCUUGUCUGCAUGCAGAUUCAGGGUCUAUGGAAAAUCAAAGCCCAGAAUCUGGCGGACUUGUGUAAAGAGGCCAAGGAGCUCAAGGAUAAGUUUACAUCAUUCCAGAUUCGACAUGUUCUUAGGGAAUACAAUUCCGAAGCUGAUAAACAAGCAAACCUGGCCAUUAAUCUCCGGGUUGGCCAAAUUGAAGAGGAUUGCAACAGAAAGUAAUCUGAAUCCUAGGAUAUGUUCGCUCACAUUAUGUAGUAGCAGUAGUAGUAGUGCCGUAGGCUUUCGAACUUUUAGUGAAUUAAAGGAUAAUGUUUUGAUCCUCAGCAACUGAAAGUGAAGCAUGCCAUGACGUUGAUUGCAGUCAGUUUGAUAAUGAUCUGAGUAUAUUUUUAUUUUUGCUAUUUUUUAAUAAUUAAAGUAGGUGGAAAUUUGAAAAUAGUAUUAAUAAAAAUAGGUGGAAAUUUGGCAUUC
Molecule: messenger RNA, 720 nt
Organism: Jatropha curcas
Lineage: Eukaryota; Viridiplantae; Streptophyta; Magnoliopsida; Malpighiales; Euphorbiaceae
Source: RefSeq, a predicted model, not a curated record